GACGCAGUGAUUGGGCGAAAAGAAGCAGAGACAGGAGGUUUAAAAGGUGGUCGUCGUCUCGGUUGGUUCUGGGUCGCUAGAUCACCCAAUAACCCAAAUACAAUCCCCAGAUUCAAAUCAAUCCCAAUCCCAAUCCCAGCUCCACACCUCUCCUAAGUCCUACCCAUCUCUUUAUCUCCUGUUUUGUUUGUUUUCAAUCUCCAUCUUUCAAACUGAGUUUCUUCAAAAUGGGAAUCGGAAGCAGUAGCGCCGGUCGCCGGAGGCACCCUCAACCCCAAACCGGCGCCGGCUACCCUUACCCGUAUCCAAACGAUCCAAUUCCCAAUCCAGGUGGGCAGUUCCACCAUUACCCCAAUCCCAAUCAACCCCAGUUGUACCAGUACUCCCCAUUCUACCCACCGCCGCCGGGGAAUUGGGGUCCGGGGCAGUACCCUUAUGGUGCUCCUGCUCCGCCCCCAAUGCCGGGGGCGCCAUUUGUAGAGCACCAGAAGACUGUGACUAUCAAGAAUGAUGUGAACAUCAAGAAGGACUCUUUGAGAGUCGAGCCGGAUGGGGAGAAUGCUGGCAAGUUUGUUGUUGCUUUCACAUUUGAUGCCGCCGCAGCUGGAAGCAUUACAGUCAUGUUUUUCACUAAAGAAGAUGCAGACUUCAACUUGGUGGCGACAAAGGAGAGCUUGAAUAAACCUGUUACAGUCCCUUUUGACAAAGGUCUUGGUCAGAAGUUCAGACAACCUUGUGGGACUGGGAUCGAUUUUUCAAUGUUUGAGGAGCUAGGGUUGACAAAAGAGGAUGAGAUGGAAGUUUAUCCUCUUGUGGUGAAGGCUGAAGCACACGUUGUGAGUGACGGUGAUCGUGCAUCAGAUGGGAAUUCCACUGGGAACUCUCAGAUCACACAGGCAGUAUUUGGAAAAAAGGAUAAUGGUGAGUACAAAGUCCGGGUGAUGAAACAGAUACUGUGGGUGAAUAAUAUGAGGUACGAGCUGCAGGAGAUCUAUGGUAUUGGGAAUGCAGUUGAAGGUGAACAAAAUGAUAAUGAAGCUGGAAAGGAAUGUAUAAUUUGCUUGUCAGAACCUCGAGAUACAACUGUGCUCCCUUGCCGGCACAUGUGCAUGUGUAGUGGUUGUGCCAAAGUUCUGAGGUUCCAGACAAAUAGAUGCCCUGUUUGUAGGCAACCAGUUGAACGGCUAUUGGAAAUCAAGGUAAACAAUGGAGCGGAUGGUGCUUUAGGUUAGCAUGCUAUCGAAUAUCAACUAUAUGUUGUUAACACCAUCUGAAAAAAAGAAAAAGAAAAAAAGAAAGAUACAUAAGAAAACAUACAACACUCAACUUUCUUGCAAGGGUGGGGUCCUACGUAUAUUGCACAAGAGGAACCCUAGUACCACGGGUGUUGGAGAGUUGGUUAUACUGUAUUUUCUCAGAAAAGAAUACAAUGGUGAAUACUUAUUAUGUUCUUUUUGGUUACAUGAAGCCCUUGGUUUCCUUGUAAUAGCUUUGCAAACUGUAGUUAAAUUUGCUUGUUUUGGAGUGCUUGACAGAGUUGGCAAAUUCCUUCCAAUUGAGAGUUUUUUGUUGUCAGGAAACCUGUUGGGAUAUUAAGUUUAGGGAACACUGUUAUUUACUUGCUAGUGUCUGUAGAUGUUUACACACCUCU
This is a messenger RNA of Argentina anserina (silverweed cinquefoil), 1651 nucleotides long. RefSeq names its product probable E3 ubiquitin-protein ligase LUL2. Bases 228 to 1232 code for a protein of 334 amino acids. The record is from RefSeq and is a predicted model, not a curated record. The transcript is spliced from 4 exons. Gene Ontology annotation, biological process: protein ubiquitination. Lineage: Eukaryota; Viridiplantae; Streptophyta; Magnoliopsida; Rosales; Rosaceae. Gene Ontology annotation, molecular function: ubiquitin protein ligase activity.